AUGUUUGAACCACUUACGUUAAGUGAGCUGCAAGGUGCUGAAUUUGCUCUCAUUCGAUGUGUGCAGCAGGCCGCCUUUCCAGAGGAAUGGAGAACACUACAUAAAAAUGGAGUAAUAUCCACAUCAUCUCGUCUUCGCUGGUUCAACCCACAUCUCGGAAAAGGUGAUGUCAUUCGCAUCGGCGGUCGCCUUAGUCGGUCCGCGCAGUCAUACGAUUCGCAGCAUCAAAUUUUACUGCCACAUUCGCACCUAUUUUCAAAACUUGUUGUACGCAGCUAUCAUGAACGCCUUCUUCACGCAGCUGUUCAAUUACUUACCAACACCAUUCGGUUGCGAUUCUGGAUUUUGGGUGGCCGCAGUUUAGCUCGUCAAAUAGUACAAACGUGCAUUGUGUGCUUUCGGGCAAAACCAAAGUUGGUCGAGCAAUUCAUGGCGGAGUUACCUUCUGCGAGAGUAACAGCAUCCAGGCCAUUCUCCAUAGUCGGGAUUGAUUUUUGGGGACCGAUCUAUCUCAAGCCUCGCCAUCGUCGCGAUUCUCCUCCUAAAGCCUACGUAGCAGUAUUCAUCUGUUUCGCUACCAAAGCGGUGCACUUGGAGUUAGUGGCAGACUUAAGCACGGUAAAAUUCAUGCAGGCUUUUCGUCGCUUUGUCUCUCGUCGGGGUUUAUGUUCAGAUGUUCAUACCGACAACGGAAAAAACUUCGUAGGUGCCGCCAAUGACCUACGACGUCUAAUGCGAUCUAAUGAGUUCAAGCAAAGCAUGGCUGAUGAGUGUUCCAGCAACGGUAUUCGAUGGCACUUUAAUCCACCAAGAGGCUCACAUUUCGGUGGCUUGUGGGAAGCUGCCAUACGUUCAGCUCAAAAACAUUUUGUACGCGUCUUGGGUGAGCAUAAACUGGCGUACGACGACAUGCAAACGCUCCUAGCACAGAUCGAGUGUUGCCUAAACUCGCGUCCACUUAUCCAACUGACGGACGACCCAUCGGACUUGCAGACACUAACGCCGGGUCACUUUUUAGUGGGGACGGCACUGAAAGCUGUUCCUGAUUCAAAUUAUAAAAGUAUUGCGUUCAAUCGUCUACAUAUGUGGCAGCAGGUCCAAAAAAUGUUGCAGCAAAUUUGGAAACGCUGGCACAUUGAAUAUUUGCAUACGCUUCAGCCUCGAACAAGAUGGUGUCGACCCCCGGUACAACUCCAAAAGAACCAACUAGUUAUUAUUCUUGAUGAAAAUCAACCUCCUCUGCGCUGGCCCACAGCGCGUAUCCACGAGUUACACCCAGGAGCGGAUGGAGUAGUGCGAGUUGUCACGCUACAAACAGCCAACGGAUUCGUCACUCGCCCCGUAGCGAAAAUUUGCCUGCUUCCAAUACCAGCCAGGGAAGAAUCAUCAUCCGAAACAAAACCAACUUCGUCAGCAUUGCCACAGUAA
Molecule: messenger RNA, 1428 nt
Organism: Wyeomyia smithii (pitcher-plant mosquito)
Lineage: Eukaryota; Metazoa; Arthropoda; Insecta; Diptera; Culicidae
Exons: 1
Coding region: 1-1428 (475 amino acids)
Biological process (GO): DNA integration
Molecular function (GO): nucleic acid binding
Source: RefSeq, a predicted model, not a curated record